CACAGUUCAUUGUGUACCGGUUGUUGGAGGAGUCGGAUUCAGUGCAAUUUAUCUAGAUAUUAUUAGUUCGUAAUUAUUUUACGUUGGCCUGUAAACAUGGAUAAAACUGACACAUUACAGAGUGAAGAAGAAAAUGUACUAUCGUUAACAACAGAAGAAAUAUGUGCAGAUGUGGUGGAAGAACUAUUAAAAAAAUUCUGUUACAAUUUCGUGGAGAUCUUCGAGUUAAAUCUGAUGUUCUACUAUAAACUUCUGGAGGAAAAACCUGUUCCUAACAAAGAGGGCACCAUUCACGGCAAAGUGCUCAGCUUAUUGGCAUCAACAAUUCCAGUUUAUGGCAAAGGCAUCGGAUCGGCUGUCACCAGCGGAGAAAUAUACGUACUAAAAAAGUUGGACAAAAAGAACUCGAUAGCUUUAUCAAAUCUAGUCUACUACUACUUCGAUAACAAGGAAACCGUUCGUCAACUACUAAUUCAGUCCGCCAUAGACGUUUUCCUGUGUUUCGAAGAUCAGUUCAAGAGGGUGACCUGCAAUGGCGGCCAAAAAAGGGCCAUGUAUAAGUUGGCGAAGGACGCGUCACACCGAUCGUUUGCGUAUUUUUUGAACACCGAAGAGAGCAAAGAACUGAACAGGGAGGAAGUGACCAGAGGUGUAUUGUUGGGACAAUCGAAGUUGGGAACAACUGGCCAAAGAAAGGGUGGCACUGUUUCGGACAACGAAAUUAAAUGGAAGACUGCCAAAAUUUUCGCAAAAGUAGGCGUAGUGUUGGAGAAUGAAAAUAAAUUUUACAAAAAUGACGACACCAAUACCAAGAAGUACCGACAUCGGCGAUUAUUUUUCUGGGAAAUCCCCGACGAUAUAAAAAACACUUGGCAAGAAGAUGAAGGUCACGAAAUUAGCUAUGUGUUAGAAAUGUCCGACAAAUAUGUGGCCAAUGUAAAUGAAUACGUAAUGUCCAAAAAUGCCUUUGAGGAGGCCCAGUUAGAAAGACAAACUUACUACGACAGUCUCAUUAAAGACAAUGAGGAGAAGCACCAACAACUUCUAGAAACGAUUGACAAAACAUUACUCAAUAUUAAGGACUCUUAUACCGAAAUUGCGGCUUCAAACAACAGUCAAAUUAAACUUAUAGAAGAAAUCAAAGAUUCCCAAACGGAGGCUGUAGUUUCUCAAGAAAAAAUCCAUUUGAAGCUGGAUGAGAUACAUCAAGAUGUCAUUGUAACAAAACAAUCUCAAACUGUUAUUAUUGAAAAAAUGCCUGAAAUUGAACACCAAUUAGUAACAAUCACAGAAAGCCAAAAGGAGCUCCAGAAAAAAACGGAAGAUGUGGACAUCGAUAAAAUUGCAUCUGCGGCUAACGACAGGCUUAAGAAAAAUGUGUCCCGUGAAAUAAAUAAAGUGAAUGAUAACAUCAAACGUGAGUUAUCCAAGGCCAAUGACAAUUUAAAAGAAAAUGUUAAUAAAACUGUCAAAAAAUUAAAAGGUCGUAUUAGAUUUUAACUUUUUUUGCAUGUUCAUUGUGAUGUUAUCAGCUUUUCCCAUUAUUAUCAGCAAUUUUGAUACAAUAAAGUUUUUGUCAUA
Aethina tumida (small hive beetle) is the source of this 1581-nucleotide messenger RNA. RefSeq lists its product as uncharacterized. Bases 97 to 1500 code for a protein of 467 amino acids. The record is from RefSeq and is a predicted model, not a curated record. NCBI's taxonomy places the organism in Eukaryota, Metazoa, Arthropoda, Insecta, Coleoptera, Nitidulidae. The transcript has 2 exons.